AUGGUGCUCAGCAUCCUCCUCACACUCAGAGAAAAGAUCAGGCAAGCGGUCAAGCUCAAGCAUGGCGACCAUGCUGCUACCACCGACGGAUCACACGAAACGUCCGCGGCCGGACGCGCGCUGCAAAUCUACGACAUCGUCGCCUGUAUCAUUGAGCAAUUCGAUGGUGACUCCUCGGACGCGGAGCUCAAAGCAGCCUGUGCCAAGGCGGCCCUUGUCUCUCGCUCGUUUGCGGAGCCGGCAUCACAGAUGCUCUGGAGGGAGCUAUCACCGGACCUGGAUCCCUUCUGGCGUAUAUUCCGAUCUCCUCAGUCUCCGCAGAACGCUUGGAGAAUCUCACGCGUUCUCCACGGCCAAGAGAAGCGCAUAUACACACCUGAGGAUGAAGCGAGAAAGAUCAUCUCUUCUGUGCAGUACAAUGACAAAUACUUGCGCCAACGCUUCUACCACUGCGCUUCCCACGUGCGACGCCUGCAUCUUCCUGUGUUCGUGGCGGCAACCGAAUGGAUUCUCAUGGCCAUCCUGAUCACCAAACGUCCCACAACGGCCCCGCUCUUCCCCGCGCUGCAAGAACUGCAUCUUCAUACGAACUGGAUUCCACUGUCCUUAUCUAACCUUAUCCCUCGUCAUCUCCGUCGCCUAAAUUUCGUUAUCCACCACGACGAAACAUAUAAACACGCGGCGGGCACAAUCGACCUUUUCCGGCAGCAUGUCCCCGAUCUGUCCGGACUCAGGAUCGAAUACGACCCAAGGUGUGGGUGGGGCUGGGUCUCUGUUGAAACCCUACAGUCUCUCUGCAAAUUUCAAGCGCUCCAGUCACUCAAUCUUGAGGAGACUUGCACCCCGUGGCGCACUCUCCUCCGGCUGAUCGCCGAAGCUGGACCUUUGUUCCAUCAACUCUUGGAACUGUCUGUGCAUCUUCUUGACGAGGCGCCUGCCGAAGGCGCACAACCUGAAUCCCAUCUCCCUGUCGUGUGCCUUCCUCGCUUGCAGCACUUUGCCUGUGUGGGUACCUUCCUAGUGAUAUCUUCCUUCGUCGAUCACCUCCACGCAUGCGCCCUCACCGAAGCCAAGUUUCCACGCAUCGACUACAUCUCCACCCCCGAGGUCGCUUUGCAACACUUCCACCACCAACUCCACGGCCUCAGCGCCUCCUGCUUCUCUUCCCACCUCCACACCCUGCACCUGACUAUCGCCCCGCGCAUUGUCAUCGUCGCCCUAGUCCACUACACCCCCUUCAUCUCGCUCGCCACACUCCUCAGCCCGCUCUUCUCCCUCCCAGCGCUCCAAGACUUCGCCUUCGAGGUCGCGAUCUCCCCCACGAUCGGCAUCCACAUCACAGACGACGACCUCGCCGCGCUCGCGCGCGCCUGGCCCGCCCUCCGCGCGCUCGACAUCCGCCGGCACCCCAACGCGCUCUCCGCGGGGCCCGACUACGGCGGCGACGCCUCCCUCCGUCCCUCCUCCACCUCGCGCGGGGCUGCCCCCAUCUCGAACGCCUCACGCUGCUCAGCGCCCUCGCGGGCUUCGUCGUCGGGACGGAGACCAACUUGUCGAGGGCUCCGAGAGGACCCGCGCCCGCUGUGGGAGGAAGCGGUGCUCGAGAUCUUGGAGCGUCGCUACCCCGGGAUGUGGACCGGGGCCGACGGUCUGCUCGUCUGA
This is a messenger RNA of Epithele typhae, 1662 nucleotides long. RefSeq lists its product as uncharacterized. The transcript has 4 exons. Lineage: Eukaryota; Fungi; Basidiomycota; Agaricomycetes; Polyporales; Epitheliaceae. The record is from RefSeq and is a predicted model, not a curated record. The coding region runs from base 1 to 1662 and encodes 553 amino acids.